AUGGCAUUCAACAACCGAAAUUCGCGUUUAAGAUUUAAAAGAAAUAUCCGUCGUAAUAGACAAUUUUCCAUACGUCCCAUAAAUAAUAACGGCACGUCUCGAUCGGUUAUCCCACAUGUUAAUGCUCUACAAAUAAGACCACCAUCAGCUUCAAUAACCAUGGAAGAAGAAAUGGUACACGAAGGGUUCGCCUUUAACCUACAAUAUCAGAGUACUCAAGGUUCUAACGAAAUUUCUACUUUUUUAAAUAUUAAUAUCUUACAAAAUUUAUCAUAUUCCUCGUAA
Messenger RNA from Scutellospora calospora, 285 nucleotides. The record is from the annotation of a GenBank genome assembly. NCBI's taxonomy places the organism in Eukaryota, Fungi, Glomeromycota, Glomeromycetes, Diversisporales, Gigasporaceae.